AACUUUCAGUUUUCAGUAGUUUGUUGAACGUUGUAGAAGUAGAAGUUUAUUUUUUUUGAAAUAAAUACUUUAAAGUUACUUAACGAGUAUGAUUUAGAAAGACUAAAUUGUUGCAGUGAAAAAUUAAAUGUGUUACAAAUCAAUUUUCGACCGAAUUAUUAGUUAAUUGGAGACCAAUGACCGAAAAACAUUAAAGAGAGCCAAGAGAAAUGAAUCACUACCUACUUCUUUCUGUGAUAUUUAUAUCUAGUUUAUCCCGUACCAACGCCAUCAAAUGUUAUGAGUGCUCGCAAGUUCGCACCGCGCAAGAUGGUGCAAAAACCCGGCUUUGUUCGCAUUUCGAUUUUUCGGAAGCGUACAUUGUCGAUUGUGAAUUCUCCACGAUGUGCGAAAAAAGGUUUUCAUCGGUUAAAAUCACAGGACAAAUUAAUGUCACGUCGAGAGGCUGUGCAAAACAAAAAUAUGAGUACCAAAAAUAUAACAGGGCCGAACAGCGUUGGCACGGAGAGGUUGAAGUGCAAGAACCUUACGAGGAAGGUUGCAUUACAAUCGAUAAUAAAGGUUUGAAGAUAUCGUAUACAGAACAUUGUUACUGCCGACGUCAUUUAUGCAAUUCAACGUUAAAUCGAAACGUUUUCGGGGGGGUUUAUUUUGUAUCUGUGAUAGCUUUCACCUCGAUAGUGUUCAAAUCAUUUUUAUCAUAACAUAAGUAAAAGACAAUGAAUAAAUAUUUUAUGUACGUAAAUUAAAAAUAAAUAAA
Messenger RNA from Onthophagus taurus, 760 nucleotides. RefSeq lists its product as uncharacterized. NCBI's taxonomy places the organism in Eukaryota, Metazoa, Arthropoda, Insecta, Coleoptera, Scarabaeidae. The record is from RefSeq and is a predicted model, not a curated record. Gene Ontology annotation, biological process: sleep; regulation of synaptic transmission, cholinergic; positive regulation of voltage-gated potassium channel activity.